Messenger RNA from Fusarium musae, 2703 nucleotides. RefSeq lists its product as uncharacterized. Gene Ontology annotation, molecular function: ATP binding; nucleic acid binding. Gene Ontology annotation, cellular component: nucleus. The record is from RefSeq and is a predicted model, not a curated record. The transcript has a single exon. Bases 1 to 2703 code for a protein of 900 amino acids. Lineage: Eukaryota; Fungi; Ascomycota; Sordariomycetes; Hypocreales; Nectriaceae.
AUGUACGCCAGAUAUAUACCUCCCUCUAAGGGUAGAGGCAACUCAAAUGCUUCUUCUCCUCACUCGUCAUCAAACCCUUCAAACAGCACUGCUCCUACUCCUACAACGAAUGCCUUCGGUUUUUCGCGAUACGUCCCUCCGAGCGCAAAGCCCAUACCUCAAUCUAUGUACAACGAGACUCCUCAAGUCCAAUACUUCGAUGACGCACCGCCCACAAAUACCAAGCGCAAAAUAGAUUCUUCAGAUGAGAGCAAAGGAAUAACAGGCCCUGAUAGCAAGAAGCCCAAGAUAGAAGAGCCAACUAUACAAAAGGAUAGAGAAGAUGCGCCGAAAAAGAAGAAGAAGGUCAGAAGAGGCAAGCGAAGAACUGGAGCUACCAAUGAAGAACGCGACGAUGACGGCAUCAAGCCCGCGCAAGAGGCCCCUGAGAUCAAACCGAAGGAAGCAGAUGCAACGCACGAAGAGAGCCAGACUAUGGAUGAAGGUUCUGCAAAGGGCAAGGAAAAGCCGAAACGAGAAAUGAAGGAAAAGAAAGAGAAGAGGAAGUCAAAUAAUGAAGAGCAAGAAUCAGAAGUUCCUGACAGACCUGUUCCCGAGGACGAGGAUCGCAGCGAGGAUGUUUCCAUGACCGACGUGGCAGAACCCAUUGAGACUGUGCCUGAACCUACCGAACCAGCGGCAGAUGAGGAUGAUAAAAGACGGAAGCGCAGGGAAAAGAAAAAGAAGGAAAAGGAAACUGAGCCAGCAGAGGAACAAGAAGAUGAACUGCAGACAAAUCAGCGCCACAAGACGGUCAUGAGUAAGCUGGAGAAGUCUCUUAAGCUUGCCAGUGAGCUGCCUGCGGACGAACAGGAUGAAGAAGAUCAGGGCGAAUUACACGGUCUCGAACCUUUGCCUCAACCGGAGCCGGUCAGCUCUCUGACGACCUCGAAGCCGAACUACAAGAUUCUACCCUCUUGGCUCGAGGAUCCCAUCCGUGUCUCUCAAGACACACGUACACCCUUCGCUGAACUGGAGAUCAUUCCCAAAGCUUGUCGAGUGUUAGAGGAGAAGGGAUUCCGAGAUGCCUUCGCUGUGCAAACUGCCGCAAUCCCUCUCCUGCUGCCAACAAGCAAGCCACGCGGAGAUGUGCUUAUAUCUGCGGCGACCGGUUCUGGUAAGACAUUGGCUUAUGCCCUGCCUGUCGUACGGGAUAUCAGUCAAGGUUGCCUCACGAGGCUGCGUGCACUAGUAGUGCUGCCAACACGUGAGUUGGUUAAGCAAGCUCAAGAAACCUUUGAACUAUGCGCUAGAGCAUUCGAUGGUGGUGAUCGAAAAAGAGUGCGAGUGGGCAUCUCCAUUGGUAGCCAGUCGCUUGAGGCCGAGCAGAAAGCCUUUAUAGAUCAGGAGCUUCGAUAUGACCCUGAUACAUACAAGAAGCUGAAACAAGAGACACAACGUCGAAACCAACUGAAGUGGGGCCUUUCGUCAUCAGAACAUCUCCAAGAUCUCGACAAGGAGGAUACAGACCCUCGGUUGAGUCACAUGAACGGAUAUGUGGUUGAUUACCUUUCCAAAAUAGAUGUUCUGAUAUGCACUCCUGGACGACUGGUUGAGCAUAUGGAGCAAACAAGGGGCUUCAACCUGGAUUACGUUCGAUGGCUGGUAGUUGAUGAGGCAGAUAAGCUACUUGCUCAGAGCUUCCAAGGCUGGCUUGACCUCGUUAUGGAAAAGUUCCGCAUCAAUAAGUUUACCGCACGAGACUUCCAUGGCAUGGACUUUUCUGGUGUUCGUAAGGUCAUUCUGAGUGCCACGCUCACAAGAGAUCUGAGUCUUCUCAACCAAUUAGGUCUGCAAAGACCACGACUGAUUGUCCUGGAGAGCGAUGGCGAUAUCCAGAUUGCUGAGCAUUCUCUGCCCGCAUCGCUGAAAGAGCAUGCAAUUAGAGUGCACGACAGCAACCUCAAGCCCCUCUACUUGCUUGAUCUACUCCGCAGUCAGGACAUGCUCAUGGCGAGCCCUAACAAAGACGAAGAGGAACCCAAGGCCGAAGAAGCUGAAGAUUCAGCUACUAGUUCUAACUCAAGCUCCAGUUCUGACUUCGACUCCGACUCCGACUCCGACUCUGAUACUACUUCUGACACUAGCUCGGGCACAUCUUCUGACUCGGACUCGGACACAGAGUCCAGUGCCAAACCCAAGGUUUCGGGACGCACACUUAAGUCUCACAUCCCUAUUUCUCUUAUUUUUACAAAGUCCAACGAAUCUGCACUUCGUUUGUCACGACUACUCGCCUUGCUGGAUCCCUCCUUGACAGACCACAUUGGCACACUCACGUCAACCACACCAACACACAUCCGUCGCAAGACUCUCCGGGCCUUCUCUACUGCCUCGUCUCCCAUUUGCCUCCUUGUCGCCUCCGACCUUGUCGCUCGUGGUAUCGAUCUUCCCAACCUUGACCACGUAAUCAACUACGACCUACCGCCUAGUGUAGCCGGCUAUGUUCACCGAGUUGGUCGAACAGCUCGAGCUGGAAGGUCAGGAUGUGCAUGGACACUCGUUGGUGACGAUGAGAGUGGUUGGUUCUGGGGCAAGAUUGCCAAGGGCGCUGGAGUCAAGAGAGCACAAAAGGUUGGGCGAACAAGGAUUGAGGAAAUCGAUGAAAAGAGAGUGGAAGAUUAUGAGGCUGCUUUGGAGAAGUUGGGUAAGGAAGCAGGAAGGUAA